Molecule: messenger RNA, 727 nt
Organism: Capsicum annuum
Lineage: Eukaryota; Viridiplantae; Streptophyta; Magnoliopsida; Solanales; Solanaceae
Product: auxin-responsive protein SAUR68-like
Exons: 1
Coding region: 86-532 (148 amino acids)
Biological process (GO): response to auxin
Source: RefSeq, a predicted model, not a curated record
UCAACGAUAAGCAUUAUAUAUUCAGCCUACCAAAUUGUUCCAAAUUUCUAGUUUCCAAGCUUGCUUCCAAUCUUCCAAAAAAAAAAUGGCGAUUCUCAGCAAUAAGAAACUCAUCAAGCUGACCAGGAAAUGGCAGAAAUUUGCAGCCAAGCUGAGGAAGAGAGUUUCUCUUCCAGGAAAUGAAAGUUAUACAGAUAGUUGUAGUUUAUCCUCAUCCUCUAUAGUUGAAAAAGGCCAUUUUGUAGUCUAUACAAUUGAUCAAAGGCGCUAUGCAUUUCCCUUGACUUACCUUGAAAAUGAGGUCGUUAGGCAACUUUUAAGCGAGUCCGAAGAAGAGUUUGGACUACCAAGUGGUUACCCUAUUACAUUAACCUGUGAUUCAACCAUCAUGGACUACACCAUUUUAGUAAUCAAGAAAGGUGUAGCUGAAGUAAUUCUUCACAAUGCAUUGCUCCUCACAAUACCUUCAUGUUGCUUCCCAACUUCUUCUUGCCACCAAGAAACUGGAAAUCAACAGAUUCUUGUUUAUUGAGUCAUGAAAUCAUGUUUAUAAAUGUUAGCUUGAAACAGAUUGUAUAACAAGCGAAAAAUAGGCAACUGAUAGCUUGUAUUAUUACAGAUUGGAAUAGAGCUUUGUCUUUAAAUUAAUAUUCUCCUCUUGGAGUAACACUAUUAUAUUAUUUGAAGAAAACAACUUCGUCCAUCAAAAUUUAAAGACAUAUGAAUC